UGAUGGUUUGAAAUCAACAUGUUUUUACAUACUUUGUUUUGGGGACCAUUGACUUGGAGAAGAGAUGAUUGUAUUGAUUGAUUAAUACUCCAAAGCAAUUACAACAUAACGUCGCUUUACCAAUUUGGCAUUACCUUUUCACUGCAUUCAUUAUACCUUCCUUCAGUUAGGAUCUCAGUGGAAUUUUGGAUUUGAACAUCGAGAAUACUAUAUGAAUUGAAGACAAUUACCAAUACUUGUAUAACUUAAACGAAAGCUACCGGGAUAUUUUCAACAUGUCUGCUAUACGGAUUGCCCCAACUGUGAGUAUUUGUCUCAGUUCUCACCUUUCCCUUCUAUACCGGAGAUGCCCAUCAUCAACAAGCAGAUAUUCAAUCAUACGACAGUGAUAGAUUGGCUACCAUGCUCUACCCAGUCGACCCCUAUUCCCCUAUUCGUAAUCAAUAACUCCUACCCAAACUAACAGCCUCAACCAGAAAGCCGCUCGGGCAAUGAACCUCCUCCGCACAAUCCAGUACACCCACCCACCUACUUGUCCCUGCCACGGCAAUCCCUCCCACCACCACCACCACAAGCCAAGUUCCAAUCUCCUCAGCCACGCCAAAAGAAACCUUCAAAGAAAUUAUGCUACCCCGAUUGAUACCACCAGACAAAAAGAAUAUGCGUUUGAAAUGGCGGCGAGUAGUAUUAGAUUUGGACCCGGAGUGACCAAGGAGGUAGGCAUGGAUUUUAAGAAUUUGGGCUCGAAGAGGGUGCUGGUGGUUACGGAUCAGGUGGUUAAGGAUUUGGAGGCGAUGAGACAGGUUGUGGAGGGCUUGAAUAGGGAGGGUAUUGAGUUUAGGGUUUUUGAUGCUUGUAGGGUUGAACCGAAGGAUACUUCGUAAGUUUUUUGGGGGUGUUGUUUUGAUUUUUUUUGUGAUUCAUCGAGCUUUUGUCUUCACAUCUUCUGCUGCAGGCGAAGAUGUGGUCUUCAAGUGAAAGGACUGCAAGAAUGACAUAUUGGUGGUAUUUUCGUUGUUUUACGUACUUACGUACUCGAGAUGAAGACAAUUCCUGACAAACAAAACAGCGUCAAAGAAGCAAUUGAGUUUUCUAAAAACUAUCAACCAGAUGCAAUUUUAGCAGUUGGUGGUGGUUCAGUUAUCGACACUGCUAAGCUCAUGAACCUUUAUACCUGCUAUCCAGAUGCCGAUUUUAUGGAUUUCGUCAACGCUCCUCUCGGAAAAGGUAGACCCAUAGAUAAAUCCCUCCUACCACUCAUUGCUGUCCCCACUACAGCAGGAACCGGCUCCGAAACAACUGGCACCGCAAUCUUCGACCUCGUCUCUCACAAGGCCAAAACGGGUAUCGCGCAUCGAAACCUCAAACCCCUCCUCGGUAUAUGCGAUCCCCUUAACACGCGUACCAUGCCCUCGGCCGUACACGCAAGUUCGGGCUUGGACGUCCUCUGUCACAGUUUGGAAAGUUGGACAGCGAUUCCAUAUUUUGAGAGGACGCCGCGUCCUAAGAAUCCCAUUGAGAGACCGGCGUAUCAGGGGGCGAAUCCUAUUAGUGAUAUUUUUUCACUGCAGGCAUUGAAGAGUACGGCGAAGUAUUUGCCGAGGGCGACGAAGGAUCCUGAGGAUCAUGAGGCGCAGAGUGAGAUGUUGCUUGCGGCUACUUUGGCUGGGGUUGGGUUUGGUAAUGCAGGGGUACAUUUGUGUCAUGGUUUGUGAACUGUUUUUCUCUGUUUAUCUUUUCUCCAUUAUUCCUUAUUAAGAGCUGGUGACCCGGUGCGUUUUGUCCGUCGGCUUGGACUGCAGUCCAAAGAUGAAGGGCCCUUGGAGAUUUGUAUUGAUUUUUAAGUCUGAAAGAUCUUGAACUCCACUGCAGCCUGCACUUUUGAACGCAAUGGGUGUUUUGGGAGCUGUACUCUCAACGUUUUCGAACUCAGAUGGAUCAGCAGUGUUACUUUCUGCUUUGAGUCAUGUGCUAACAGUUAUAGGAAUGUCUUAUCCAAUUUCUGGUCAGAAUCCAGGAUAUACGCACCCAGGAUACGUGACCAAAACUCCAAUCAUCCCACAUGGCGUAUCAGUCGCCGUUUCUGCUCCCGCAGUAUUCCGCUUUACCGGUGCAUCUAACCCAGAACGCCAUCUUGCAGCAGCCGAAUGCUUCGGUGUUGAUAUCUCCAAUGUCAAAAAAGAAAGUGCCGGUGCAGUUUUAGCAGAAGCUCUAGAGAAAUUCCUAGAUGAAUUAGGAGACCAACCAAAAGGACUUAAAGAUUUGGGAUUCAAGAGAGAACAUAUUGAUGGAUUGAUUGAAGGUACCAUUCCUCAGAAGAGAGUCUUGAUGUUAGCACCUAAUUUGGCUGAGGAAAUUGGUGAGGAGAGGGAACAGUUAAGAGGACUUUUUGAAGAUGCUAUGGGGCGUUGAUUAAUAAAUGAAUUGACUUUUUUUUUUCGAGUUUUAUAUAUUUUAUUGGGAAGUGAUUUGUUGUAUUCAUGUAUA
Molecule: messenger RNA, 2487 nt
Organism: Sclerotinia trifoliorum
Lineage: Eukaryota; Fungi; Ascomycota; Leotiomycetes; Helotiales; Sclerotiniaceae
Source: the annotation of a GenBank genome assembly